UGCUGGCUCUUCCCUUUCCAGGAAACAGCCUGAAUCAGCUCCAGGGAGGGGAACAGCCAGUUGUUGCUGGAGGCAGGUAGAGCCUGAGCUCAGGAAAUUGAAACUGAUCCUCUUCCCCAGCCCAGAGUUAGCCAUGGCCGCAGCGAGCACAGUGGAAAGUCUCAGAAAGGAAGUAACUUGUCCUGUCUGCCUGGAGUAUUUCACGGACCCGGUGAUCACAGCCUGUGGGCACAAUUUCUGCCGUGCCUGCCUCAGCUGGUGCAGAGAGGGACCCAGCCCAGCUAACCGCUGUCCACAGUGCAGGGCCCCUGUGCAGCAGGGACCCCUUGGGCCCAACAGGCAGCUGGCGAACGUGGUGGAACUCGUCAAACAGCUCAGUUUGCAGAAACAGACAGAAACCGAGAGGCAGAAGAUUGUGGCCGAGUUUCAGCAGCUGCAGCAGUUCCUGGGGGAACAAGAGCGACUCCUGCUGGCCCGGCUGGAUGAGGAGACAGGAAGGCUCCAGACUGACACUGAACUGGAAGAACAAGUCAGGGGUUUCUCCCAGAAAACCACUACAUGCUGCCCUCUGCACUGUAGGGAUCAAGAGGAAAGUCCCUGGGAGCUUUCAGACAGGUGACGGUGACUCUGGAUCCAGACACGGCUCAUCCCGACCUCGGCUUGUCUGGGGAUGGGAAACGUGUGAGAUGGGAAUACACACGGCGGCGACUGCCUGAAAACCCAGAGAGAUUUGACUCUGAUCCCUGUGUGCUGGG
Messenger RNA from Pelodiscus sinensis (Chinese soft-shelled turtle), 755 nucleotides. Lineage: Eukaryota; Metazoa; Chordata; Testudines; Trionychidae. The record is from RefSeq and is a predicted model, not a curated record.